GGGGGUGGGAUCCGCGGCUCCCGCCUUCCUGAGUCUUCCCCGGGCACUUCAGGGAGCAGCAGCCAGCUCCAGUGAAAUGCCCCCUGCAGUGGCUCUGGCCAAGGGGGAGAGGCAAGGCUGGCUCCUCAGAGCAGUGCUUCUCAGCCCUUGGAGAGUGGAGACCCCCUCUCAGGCAGUGCCUACAAGAAAACCUGAGGGCAGGGCUACUUUUUUUUUUUUUCCUAUUGAAAGACAGCGCUCCAACAUCUCCAGGUUGCGAAGCCCUCGCAGGGCUCACAUUGUGCAACCUGCUCCAAAGGAUCUCAAGUGGGGAAUCACUGCAUUAGUGCUGGAAGCAGCCAGUCCUGGAGGUGUGAUCCGCUCCUGCCUUCUUGCAAGGGCCAGGACCAUCUCCCCUGGGCCGGCUUUCCUUCCAGCAGGAAGAAGAUUCAGAAAGUCUCAGUGCAGCAUUUGCUUCAGUUGUGGAGUUCAUGAAUCAGACCACAAAGGAAUGUGAGGCAAGUGCCCCAACCACCAGGGCAUUCUCAGCCUGUCCUGCUUCAGGUGUUGCACUUGGAGAGAAGAAUUUGAAUUGGACCCAGGGAGCAGGAAACAUGAUUCCGCUAGACCCUCUUAAAAGGGGGUACCUUUUGGAGAGUACUGGAAGCUGUGAAUCCCAGUUGGAGCAUGGUGUCUCCCUGAAUGCUGGAGAGAGGAAGGAUUUAAGACUCAUCCCAUUCUCAAAAUUUCUCUCUCAGCUAGUGCAAACAACUUCUUACUCGAAAUACUAUAGCUCUGUGCCAGCAUGUAGGUGUAGAGAGAAUGAAAUUAAACAUGUCUGCAGAUACCACAACAGACAAGCAGCAGAAAACCUGUUAAAGGCACUGGAAAAAGAAAAAAAUAAAACCUCUCCAGUAUCCAGUCCAGCUGCAACCCCUCAGCAACAUGGAAGAGAGGCUUCUAAAGAUAUCUACAUUGAAGUAGCCCCUGGCACCUAUUCUGUCACAGCAACCUCAGAGGAUAUGGUGAAACAGACACAUGUGGUAGACAUCACUGCAGGACAAAGUAUUGAUUUAACUUUCAGUCUAUGAUGAUUGGUCUCUUGGCAAAUCAUGGAAUAAAACAAUCCUAGAAUCCGCUAACAAAUUAAUGCAAUAAAGCAUGAAUUCCUUCUUGGCACUUUAAAAUGGUCUUCUAUUCUCAGGGUACAUGCUUUGUGAAUUGUGUAUUUGUUGAACAGAAAAGACUAUUACAACCUAUUGUAUACAUGGAUAUUAUAUGUAUACAUAUUUGUACACAUAUGCCUUAAUUCUAAUUGUACAAUUGUAUUACACUGGGUUUUAUAUUGUUUUUAAAUAAAAGAUGCAAAUAAAGGAUAAAAUUUAAUCUUUAGAUGGA
Messenger RNA from Alligator mississippiensis (American alligator), 1377 nucleotides. It is a transcript of the gene AKIP1, whose product is annotated as A-kinase interacting protein 1. The coding region runs from base 471 to 1070 and encodes 199 amino acids. Lineage: Eukaryota; Metazoa; Chordata; Crocodylia; Alligatoridae. The transcript has 6 exons. The record is from RefSeq and is a predicted model, not a curated record. Gene Ontology annotation, cellular component: nucleoplasm. Gene Ontology annotation, biological process: regulation of non-canonical NF-kappaB signal transduction.